CCCCCGAGGGCGCCCAUGACCUCCCCGUGCCCGGGGGGCUCGGCGGGGCUCGGCCGGGCGCGGAAGCGGCAGUGCCUGAGCCUGCGCUCCAUCGCCCCGCUGCCGCUCCUCGGCCGCCGCUACCGUUGCGCCAACGCUCCCCGCGGCCCCGCGCCGCCGGCACGCACCGAGCCCGCAUCCCGCACCAACCGCGGGGCGCGCCCCGAGCCCCAGCCCCGCCGGCUCGGUCGCGCUGUCCCGGCCCGCGCCCGCCGCCGGGGCCGCCCCGACCGCCCAUCCCGCGCUCGUCGCUCGGCGCGCUCGGACCGCGGCGCACGGGGGGCCGGCUCCGCCCGCCGGCUCCGCCGCCCUCCGCCGGCACCACCGAGGCCGGGCGCCGCGCCUUCCGCUUCCGCGCCGGUCAUGCUGCGCCGCUGCCGGGCGGCUGCGGCCGUCGCUGCCGGCUGCGCUCCGGGCUCCCCGUGCGGCCGCCGCGGCCUCGCCAUGGCCAAGAGCAAGUUCGAGUACGUGCGGGACUUCGAGGCGGACGACACGGUCCUGCCCAACUGCUGGAUCGUGGUGCGGCUGGACGGCCGCAACUUCCACAGGUUUUCUGAACAGCAUGAAUUCAAAAAGCCAAAUGAUGACCGUGCUCUGCAGCUGAUGACCAAGUGUGCCCAGACUGUGAUGCAAGAACUGGAGGAUAUUGCUAUUGCUUAUGGACAGAGUGAUGAAUAUAGUUUUGUCUUCAAAAAGAAGAGCAGGUGGUUUAAAAGAAGAGCAAGUAAGUUCAUGACUCAUGUGGUCUCCCAGUUUUCCUCAAGUUACGUGUUCUAUUGGAAGGAUUACUUUAAGGACCAGCAGCUUCUGUACCCACCAGGAUUUGAUGGACGAAUCGUGUUGUAUCCCAGCAACCAGAAUUUGAAGGACUACCUCAGCUGGAGGCAAGCAGAUUGCCAUAUUAAUAACCUGUAUAAUACAGUGUUCUGGAUGCUUGUGCAGCGAGGUGGUUUGACACCAGUGCAAGCACAGGAGAGGCUUCGGGGAACUUUGGCUGGAGAUAAGAAUGAAAUCUUAUUUUCUGAAUUCAACAUCAAUUACAACAAUGAACCUUUGAUGUAUAGAAAAGGAACUGUCCUAAUAUGGCAGAAGGUUAAUGAAGUCAUCACUAAGAAAAUAAAACUGCCAAAGGAAGAAGAAGAAAAAGAAGUGGAAGUGACCCGAACUAAGACUAAAGUUGUUCCCCUGCACUGUGACAUCAUUGGGGACCAGUUCUGGGAGGAAUAUCCUGAGAUUCUGGCAGAGGACAGUUGAUAUCUCUGAUGAGCAUAACUGGUAAUUUACAUUCUGCUCUGCUGGGGUUGUUGGCAAGUGAGGAAUACAAAUGGUGGAUGGCAGAGUUUGACCUGGAGCCCUCUUCAGCAGCUACAUUGGGUUUAGCACUGUUGCUGCCUAAAAAGAAGACACUGGUGCUGUCUGACAUACAAGGAUAUGCCCAUAUGGAAAGCUAAAAUCAUACUAUAUUUUGAAUGUUAAGAACUCAUCAUGAAUUAAGACUGUUCCUACCUUGUACAUGUGUAUUUGUAAAAAAAGUAUGUAGAAAUUUCGUGUAUUUCUAUAGCAUUUAAACAAUGAGGUAUUUUAUUGUACUGCUGAACGAUAAAAAAGCCCAAAUAUUUGAACAUAAAAUUAUUCGUUUGAUUUUUGUUUUAACUGAGAUGGACCAGAAUACUUCAUUUGGGAUUUAGUAUUAAUUUUCAAGGCUGGUGUGUUUCGUCAGAUGAGUGAUAAACGGUUCAGCUGCCUGAGGUCUGAUUCUUACUGAAAUGCAAUGGGAGUAGCCCAGCACUUUUCUAUGCUUGAUUUAUUUGUCAAAUGUACAGAAUUUUUAUACUUUUAAAAAAUAUAAAUAAUAGUACGUUCCCUGCUAUGUUUUAUUAUGUGGUCUUUCUCAUUCCGGUGACUUGAACUAGGAAGUGGUGACAGUUCCAAACAGUGAAGUUAAUAAUAAAGAUACUGUACAG
Lonchura striata (white-rumped munia) is the source of this 2003-nucleotide messenger RNA. RefSeq names its product tRNA-histidine guanylyltransferase 1 like (gene THG1L). The record is from RefSeq and is a predicted model, not a curated record. Lineage: Eukaryota; Metazoa; Chordata; Aves; Passeriformes; Estrildidae. Gene Ontology annotation, biological process: tRNA modification. Gene Ontology annotation, molecular function: tRNA guanylyltransferase activity; magnesium ion binding.